Molecule: messenger RNA, 1025 nt
Organism: Musa acuminata subsp. malaccensis (wild Malaysian banana)
Lineage: Eukaryota; Viridiplantae; Streptophyta; Magnoliopsida; Zingiberales; Musaceae
Biological process (GO): double-strand break repair via homologous recombination
Cellular component (GO): Shu complex
Molecular function (GO): single-stranded DNA binding
Source: RefSeq, a predicted model, not a curated record
CUAAUAAGCACAUCAGCUCGAUCCAAAAGAGGAGUUGUCGAGACCUCUCAAUUGAGCACCAACCGGUGGAGCAUUUCUUCGAGCACGUGAUCGGCGGGGUUUGUGUCCACGAAGAUGUUGGAAAGCUUCUUCUCGGCCAGGCCAAGGCAAGGCGGGGCCCCCGAGGCCGUACCGCCCGUUACCCUCCUCUCCGGUCCUCCUUCCUGUGGGAAGACGUCUCUUCUGUUUCAAUUCGCUAUCAACCGCGCAUCGGAGACAAAUGGCGAUGUGGUUUUCAUCUGUAACAAGAGGAGAUUAGAGUACAAGCCACCCUUUCUUUCACAGGACAUCGAUCCAGCUGCUGAAUUGCUUGAAAGGAUACAAAUGAAGUACAUUGAAGACUAUGAGGGAAUCACAAAGUAUUUUGCAGCAUUUCAUUUGUACAAGAGCUUUCCUACUGCAAUAAUCAUUGAUGAUUUUGGAGAUCUGUUUAUUGAUAGGAGUUGUCAACAUAAAUAUGGCAAUGCAAGGGGUAGAGAUCUUGCCAUGGCUCGAACUAUGGCCUUAUGCCAAGAUGCUAUAGCUUAUGCGAACCAAAAACAGCAAGCCCAAAGAUUGUGCAACCUUUUACUUGCUGAUACACACCAAGGAGACAGCCCAAGAUUGUUAUUCAUUUAUAAGAGAUGGGUUCAGUGCAUCUUGACAAUUCAGGGUGAUAUAUCUGGUUCUUUCAUUUUGAAGUAUAGCAGCAUCUCAGGCAAUCACCUGGCUAAAACGAGAACUGCCAAAUACUCCAUUGCACUUCAGUCUCUUUUACUGGAGGUUUUUGAAAGCUGAUGUGAUUUUAGCUGGUUUUAUGAUGAGAUGUAAUUAAAUGAAAACCUGUUUUUAUUUUAGUAAAUCUGCAAAUUUAGUUCAUUGAAGGUAAACACGAUGUUUUAUCUUUCCUUAUGUAUCAUGCCCUGCAAUGGUCAAUAUAUUUCUGCAUCUGGCAGAAUUCUUAACACUUAUGAAAAAAUAUAUACAACCAGCACUUGAGCCUCUGA